Molecule: messenger RNA, 8889 nt
Organism: Epinephelus moara (kelp grouper)
Lineage: Eukaryota; Metazoa; Chordata; Actinopteri; Perciformes; Serranidae
Product: mitochondrial coenzyme A transporter SLC25A42-like
Exons: 8
Coding region: 436-1428 (330 amino acids)
Biological process (GO): transmembrane transport
Cellular component (GO): mitochondrial inner membrane
Source: RefSeq, a predicted model, not a curated record
UCUUUUUUUAAUUUUAUUUUGCUGUUUUGCUCAGACAGACACCUUUGACCUGCAAGUCAUAAACUCUGUCCUAACUUAUUGUAGUUCUACUUUGCUUAGUGCUGUUAUAUAGCCUUGAGAGAUGUGGCAGUUGGUUAAAGGUAAUUGGAUUGUUUCGGUAACUUAUUUACUUGAGGUGGGUGUUGUAUUUACAAUUUCUUGUUUAAAGACAAACACUGUCUGUUAGUCAUCACAUGCUUACAGGGCAUUUCUCUAGUCAGAAGGGGGAGUGUGGGAGAAUGACAGCACUACACGAGAAUAGAUUCCUCUGCCUGCAGGUCAUGCUUGUCACUUGAUCCUGACACAGAAGCUUUCAGCUCCUGGUGUUGCUGCUCCCCUCUGCCGCUGCUUGAAUUCAUGAGCACGCUCAGUGACGGCUGUGCGUAGUCCUCGGGGAUGGGGAGAGGAGUACAGGAACAACGGGCAUCACACACGCAGGGAGAAGUGCUGACGCUGGCUUCCUCCAGUCAGUCAGAAGUGCGCUAUGGGGGCCCGAAGCUCACGCGCUCUGUCCUCAACUCGCUCUUCUCUGGGGCUUUAGCAGGCGCUGUGGCCAAGACAGCUGUCGCCCCUCUGGACAGGACUAAAAUCAUUUUCCAAGUGUCUUCAGCAAGAUUCUCUGCUAAGGAGGCCUACAGAUUGAUCUACCGGACCUACCUGAAGGAUGGCCUCCUCAGUCUGUGGAGGGGGAACUCUGCCACCAUGGUGCGAGUCAUCCCGUACGCCGCCAUCCAGUUCUGUGCACACGAGCAGUACAAGGGGCUGUUGGGAGGCUACUACGGCUUUCAGGGGAAAGCCCUUCCUCUAAUUCCCAGAUUUCUUGCCGGGUCUAUGGCUGGUUUGACAGCAGCCAUGCUGACCUAUCCUCUGGACAUGGUGCGAGCUAGGAUGGCUGUAACACCAAAGGAAAUGUACAGUAACAUCCUGCACGUGUUUAUGCGAAUAACCCGAGAAGAGGGCCCGAAGACAUUGUAUAGAGGCUUCACUCCCACCAUGCUGGGUGUUAUUCCCUACGCUGGUCUCAGCUUUUUUACCUAUGACACAUUGAAGAAAAUACAUGCAGAGCACAGCGGGCGCUCACAGCCCUACACACAUGAACGUCUAGCAUUUGGAGCCUGUGCUGGUCUUAUUGGCCAGUCGGCGUCUUACCCUCUGGAUGUGGUGCGACGCCGCAUGCAGACUGCGGGAGUCACGGGUCACACAUACGGCACCAUCCUGGGCACCAUGAGGGAGAUUGUGUCUGAAGAAGGGAUCGUCCGUGGACUCUACAAAGGUCUCAGUAUGAACUGGGUGAAAGGGCCCAUGGCGGUGGGCAUCAGCUUCACCACCUUUGACCUUACUCAGAUCCUCCUGAGGAAGCUGGAGCAAAUGGGCUAUACGGCACGAUAAUAAUGAUAGAGGUAGAGGAAAAUGGGGGGUAACAGGAAGAGAAGCUCCCCAUACAUACACCCUGUGAAGAGAAAAGAAGUGAGAGAGUGACGAGUUUGUUUCGCUGCAUAAAAGCGAAACACACACUCGCUCAGGAUGUGUGAUAUUAAUGUAUUCUCUCGCUUUAUCUGUGUGCAGCGGGGAAUGCACAGUCCCUACAGGCAUGAGGUAUGUUGGACGGUACAGAGUACCUGUACACACUGUUGUCCUGUACAGCUAAGUGCAAUAUGCUCAGUGAUUUUAUGUGUGUUUGUGUGUACACAUAAAUUAUAACGCUCCUGCCGUCGUGGACCAGGCCUGCGAGUGUAUUUGCCAGUCUAAGAGCUUCACACACACACUGAAGCCUCCCAACUGCCUUGUGUGUCUGCUUAAAACUGACACCUUCCAAUGCAAUGUAGGUUGCCACUCAUUUAUUAACUUUUAAGAUGCAUUUGAUUUAAUAACAGUAAAAUUUGCCCCCUUGAGAUUGGUUUUAUUGUGAGUGCGUUUGUUUUAAGGAAUUAUACCAAAGGUUACGAUAUGAGUUAAUCGUAGAUGAUAUGAUGUUAGUGGUGUUUGUAUAUUUAAGCACAAAAGUUCUCAGAGUACAACUACAUAGCAAAAAUCUUGCCUAGCAGAGAGGUAACAGCAUUACUGUUACUGCCGUCAUAUGGUCAGUUUUUCUUUGAGUUGAAUAUAUUGAAAUCACUAUGAGUCCAGUUUCUGAUUUGAGCACUCCAAGACUGACUUUUAUUUGUACAGCAGAUAAUUGAGCUGGAUCUUAUGCCAGUGCCAACAGAUGUGAAGUACAAAGAGUGCCCAUAUGAUUUUAUUUGUUUUCACUGUGAUCAUGUCAUGUUUUUUUUUUGUUUUUUUGUUUAAUUUUGUCAAUUGUGAUAGAGAGUUUUGUUAUUUGUAUUAUUAAUACAGAUGAUUAGACAGAUUUCAGCGCUAGUUGGGAAUGCUAGCUGAAAGUAACUGACAUUUAGUCGCAUGUAACGCACAUCAAGCAAUUUAACAGGUCAUUUUCCAAAUGUGAAAUCAUAUACACUGAAUUAACAGUUUAGUAGCAACUAAUGUUGUUUUAAAUUUGAAACAAUACUAGUGUAAAAAAACAAUCCUCGAUACAUCUUCUGACGCCACCGCUAAAAGGAGAAAUAAAACUAGGAACACAAAAUAUUAUAUUUUUUUCUUUUUUAAAAUAACAACCAUCACACUGCUGGUACAGCCUGAUCUCAGAAUUGCGUGAAAUGGACACAAAGCCUUAACAACGCAUUAUAUGGUGAUGGGCGCACAAUAUGUUAAAGUCACGUGCUGGUAACACAAAAACGAUGCCAAUGCAAAGUCAGUUAAGAUCUUUUGUCAUGGUGGACACAUGGAUUCAGUAUCGAGCGAGAAAGUCUGUGUAGGGCAGGCCCACGGGAAGUGUGUCUGGCUUUGAAGCCAGUUUUUGUAGUGGCCAAACAGUGGAAUUACAACUCCAGAGUCUGCACAUAAUGCAGUUGGCCACUAAGACUUUCCCACAUACUAACAUUGGGAAAGAGACGUCUAUUUAUCAGUGGAUACAUUUUUUGUAGCGUCACAACCCUCGUGAAAUGACUCCUUUCAACAUCACUAUUUAAUCCAUUCAGUCAGAUAACAUUUGGCAAGUCUAGCAGAGCCGUUUGAUUAAUUCAUUUUAUUUCCAUUCCAGUUAGCGGUGUACUAAAUCAGAAGUGGCUGGUUCGGCCAGCAGAAGUCUGGUGCGCUUGGUUUAUGGGCCCAGUGAUGCAUACGUGCGGAUCAUUCAGGUGAUUUCAUACCACGGGAAUAGGGCUUUUUUGGCUUCAUGCGCCACUGAGCAACUUUCAUAUCUCUUAAUACAUGCAUAGCAAAGGGCGGGUAGGAGCAGUGGUGGAUGGGUCAAACAAACAUGGACUUUCAACCAGGAGACUGCUGUUUGUGCCCAGUUUGAAACCAAAAGUCAGCGUAGUGACUGGAAUUUACAGAUUUAACAGAACUACACAAAGUACUUUAUAUUGGUACUUUACACAGGUACUGCUUUAUGUAACUAUUCAAAGUACAUAACUUGACAUCACCUACGCCCUGUACAAAGUUAUUUCAACCAAAACCUCGAUCUUUUCCGUAACCAAGUAUUCCUUUGGUUCUCUAAAUCUAACCAAGCUUUUUCCUUUCCCUUAACCUAACCAAACUGCAGCUGCUUUUUUGCAUUGGCAUUGUUUUCAUGUUGCCAGCACCCAACUUUAACACAUUUGGUGCCCACCACCACGUUCAGUUUAGUUUAUUAGUUUAUUUACAGUAACAGGUACCAUGCACAAUACAACUGUCAAGCCAGAGUUAGCUAUAUAGCUAAUUAGCAUCUUCAGUUCCUGGACAGAAAAAUAUUAAAAGACAAUACAGAUAAAGAUUAAAAGUUUGCAAAUUUAUAAACAGUACAUCACAUAUAAAAUGUAUAUAUGUUAUAUAGUCUUGGAAAACAGUUUAUUCCAUUCACAGGUUCAGAUCAGUGAUCACAUGAUUGAUUUGUCUUGAACCAUGGUUUGAAUGUCGUUUUAAAAAUACUCAAACUUGUCCAUUCUCUGAUUUAGAUGGGAAUUAAGUUCCAUUUAUCUGCUGCAUUAACUAAAAAUGCUAAAUGUCUGAAAGCAGUUUUCCUAAAUUUAGCCGAGCAGUCCCCUCUGGCUGAUGCUCUGAUGUCCCUAGCAUUGUCCCUGCAGAAUGACACACAUUAACAGUGUAGUGCGUUGUUUAGAAGGUCAUGUCCAUUUCAUGUAUCUCUGACAGACUGUGUUGGCUGGUUGUAGAUCUGUUUUGUUUUUAUGUUCUUUAAUAGCUUCAGAACUUUCGGUACUAUCGGAUGUUUAAUUGACAGAGAUCGUAUCGUUUUAAACAAACGUUUUUUUGAAAAUUAUCAAGGUAUCAAUACUUUUGACAGCCUCAGUAGGAACACAUGUAACAUCUAAAUCAAUACAACAACCGUGCAGUGAGUACUGCCUGUAUGAAGUGUACAAUAUUCUGUGGUUGAUGCUGUGUGAGAGGCGUCGCUUUAGUCGUGUUGUUUUGGAUAUCGAUAUGUUGAGAGGUGUUUUUAAUAUUAUGUCCCAUAUGUCACUGAUACAGAUGCACACAGCGUCACAUCGAGUACACAAAUGUUGUCUUCCAUUUGCUGUUGGUUCAGCAGCUGCAGGGGGUUUGCUCGGCACAUGUCGUAGAGCUGUAGCAGUAUUUGCUAAUGGAUUAGCUUGACUGGAAUUAUGCACACACAUAGUGAAGAAAUAGCUUGAGCUCUGUGUUACAGGCGUGAUCGAGUAUAUUUUAGUGUUUGCAGUGUUGUACAUUACCUCAAAACGUAAAUCAAACGCUCAUGAAAUCCUCACAUAUCUGUGUGUUAUGUUGAGCAGUGCUAAGAAUGGAAAUAGCUGCUCGGUUGUCAUUUGUAUGUGAGACAGUUUGAACAGUAUUGAUGCAGGUUCACAGGUGUUGAAGAGUGUCAAUAGUUUCUAUACUUAGAGCGCACAUGCUGAGAGAGCAGCUGAGUGCAGAGCCAGGUGGGGCAGAGGGCAGGAGAGUGUCAUCCUCACCAGAAUAAAGCAUGACGUUUUCUCCACUACACAAACUCAAGUUAGUUUAAAACCAACCCUGAAGGAACUCAAAAAACAAUAGUGUAAUAUUAAAGGUAAACUAUGCAGGAAAUGCCAGUUACUUUUUGUAAACUGAGCCCCUCCUCAAUAAACUGCUAGUACACACACUGCAAGCUACUACUCUAUUUGUUGUGCUAAUAGAAAGCUAACUAAACUAACCGCCAACACCUACCUGUCCAGCAGAAAACAGGCAAACCCUGUGUUGCUCUGCGUCCCCAUUAUUUCCUUCAGUGCUCAUCAGCCAAAGUCAAAGCCAACCCCAGACUCAUUUUGCAGCAAGCUCUGUCUGCGAUCUCUCUUAGCCGUCUUUUGAAUUUGUGCUGCUACUACGUGGUCGCUACCUUUUUAUAAAGUCCAGACCAAAGCAACAGGACGUCGCAGACAUGAGAAAAUAUGGGCGGGGGGCAGGGUCACCACCACAUACUUCUAGUGGGUCAUAAGUGAUGGUUGCAGCGGACUAUUUUUGUAUGAGCCUCUAAAUUGUUUAUUAGGAAAACCCUGCAUAGUAUACCUUUAAUGAUAUUGUUAUACUAUAUUAAAAAAACUCUACUAGGGCUUCACUACUAAGCUUUAAAUACAGAUUAAUCUAUACAUUAUUUUAAUUAUCAAAGUGUCCGUUAACAUUGCUUACUGUCUGUGUUCUGACCAGCAGACAAACAACUCAAACUAUUCACUGCUGUAGAAAAGGAGCAUUUUAAAUGUGUGAAUCUCGAAUCAUUUAAUGUCUUCACUAUUUAGAAGAUUAAUUGAUUAUUAAAUUGGAAUUGAUACAUUUAUUUGUCCAUUAAAGGAGCUGUAUGCGACAUUCAGAGCAUAUCUAUGCUUCAGAUUCUGGGGCGAGAUUGUCUGCACACGGCUCUCGAUAUGGAGGGGGCUGAGCUGGUGGCUAGCAGCUAACGGUGCUAACAGUGCUGAUAGAGCUAACAUUGUUAACCUGAGGGGGGAAUUUAGCCUGAGUGUCAGACUGAAGCUCCCAGAACCUUCAGUCUGACAGUGCCUGUUUAAAAUGUCUCCGUCGUCGUGCACGCCCAGCUGCAUCACCAUUAAAUCCAGUUUAGCAGCUUCCUUAAUUUGGUCCUCCAUUAACGCAAGUAGUGGCGAAAUACCUCAAUAGCAUCGUUAAUGUGGUCUGUAGGAUCUGUAGCGGUCGCCAUUGUUGCUAUCCUCACCAGUUACCCACCAGCAUACAGCUUGACAUCAGCGUGGCGCUGAUUGGCUAAUCGCUAGACCCACCCCUACCCCCGGCGUUCAUUGGUCCGUCCAUUGUUUGGACGAGAUAAAUCGCAAAUUCAUUGCAGUAUGCCAGACAAGAGAUGCAAGCCUACUCAGUUGAGUGGGCGGGGUCUAUGGUCUGGAUCCAGGCUAGGGGGAACUGGAAGGUGAGCACUGUGCUUCGGCAAUGACACUGCUGUAACCGACGUAAGAGGGCAGUGCGGAGUGGCGGCGAUGAGCUAGUCAGUGUGAUGCAGGACUGUCUACCCCAAAAAGCCGAGAAGCUGGGAUUACAACACACACAGAGGGAGUGUGACUUAAUUCUCUGCUCAGGACUCUAUUACCUCACUAUAUCUUUACAUAGCAAUUAGUUUUUUGCUGAAAUAUUAAUUCUCUGAAUGUUGUAUACAGCUCCUUUAACCAAUCAUUUUAUCGACUGAUUAUUUCUGUUCUAGGACUUGGUAUAUAAUGCUAAUCACUGUUGCACUAAUACCACAACAAUACUUUUUUGAUAUGUUACUUAGAGGAAUGCAAAUAUUUUUUCAAACUUUUUUUGUUUGUUUAACAAAUGGCCAAACUUCUGAAAUGUCAAAUAUGUUUAAAAACAAGCAGCAUAGUAAACAUAGUCUGAAUAAAUUAGUUUAAAAUUGGUAAAUUAACUAUUGAAGUAAGAAAAUAUCCCAUCAUAAAUGAGUGAAGAAUACCAUUUGGGUCAGCCCCAAAAAAGUUUCGAGAUUCGAUACUCAGCCCAGUAGGCAACUGGUUCCCAAGCGGAGGUCCUGACCCCACUAGGGGUCACCAAAAGCUUCACGGGAGCGUAGAGAAGCCUUGAUAAAAUCAUACAGUAGACCUAUAUCUCAGCAUUUAAUUCAUCUCUCUGAUGCAAACUAAAUGAAAUCAUUUCAAAGUUUAGAUUAUUAUUCAAGAUAUAAAUAGAGUCGUCAGUCUCUGCUGAACAGCCUCAUCCUGCUUUAGAAACGUACGUAGUUAAAACAACCAAAGAGCUGAUAGAACAAUGGCCAAGCAAAAGGAGAAGAAAACAGUUAGUUUGUCUAAAAAGAAGCCUAUUAAGUAUGUAUGUCAAAAAUAGAGUAUUAUAUUAAAAGUUUCUACAAAUAUUAGGAAGACUCAUCUGUGAUAUUUGCAUGAAAAAUUCUGCUCAAAAUUCAUCCAAAUUGCUCGAGUUACACAAACGUCCUGCAGUUAUUGUAUUCAAUAUUUGCGUUAACUGUACAGUUUAUCAGUUGUUCUGCACUGUUAUUGUUCUGUAGUUAAUAGAAUAUGAAAUAUCCAUAAGAUAUGUCCUUUAGUCAGGGGUCGUCAGUUUACUGAGUGAUAGAAAAAGGGCUUCUUAAGCAAGAAGUUUAGGGACUACCGCAGCUACUUCACUGAACUCUGCUCUCCCCUGACGGGCCUGUCUGACCAUCAUCAUUUUAUGUUUGAUGUUUUUAUUGUUUUCUUCUUCUUCAGUGAAUCAGGAGGAUUGUAGCAGUGCUCUGAUGACAGACACAUAAACACAUAUAUUAUUCUAAUCAGCAAACAGUGGUGAUGCAUUCAUGUUAACAACAGAUGCAAGUCUAGUCUUUUAAUAUCAGUGUGUAAUCUUUACGUCUUGCCUUUGUUAAUAGUUUGAAAAUAUGUGUAACUGAGUUUUGAUCAAUGACAGCUUGAAACCUGCACAUGCUCUGAGCUGAAGCGUGCACGAAUGCUGCAUAGCAGAAAGUACACAGUAACCGAAAGCUGAGUGAAGGGUAGUUACUGACUCAAGUGCCUGGCGAGGAAUAGUAAUGUUUCUACUAUGACUGAGCUACUUCUACUAACCUUUUUGAAGGUUGCUUCCAUUUUCUAGCCUUUGCUUCGGUCUUGAAGUUCCGAGUAUUUGAGGGACAGCAGCGGGGGGUUUGACGUUUGGGAUUGUGAGACCUCUGUGACUGAAUGUAUAACUUCAGCUCCAGUUUUUGUAUGUGAAUUUUGUAAAGCUAUAAAACUGCCUUGCAGGGUUUUGCUGUCUAGGGUGAAAUGCAUGACCCUUGGCUCCCUAGCAGACUCCAACCCAUCCAUUCCAACCAGACUAGGACUAAUUUGAAAUUUAAUGGUUAUCUGAACCCUGAUUUCAAUUGGAAGAGCUUUGUAAUCUUAUCAUCCACCUAUUGAUCCAACUAUAGAUCAUAGGAGAUGGAUAAAUACAUAAUGAAAUACACAACAACCCAGACAAUCAUGAAAUGCCAAAAAAGUACAUAUUUAGUUGUGAACCUGACAGUGGCUUAAUAAUGAGGAAUACUGACACACUACAGAAACAAAACUGGGAAAAAAAUCAGAUUUUAUUUGCUCUCUUAAAAGCAAAUUUAGUUGUUUUAACCUUAUUUGUCGGUAAGUGACGUGCAGACAAACGAUGCUACUGUGUUUGCAUGUUUCAACGGAUCACCUUGUGUUGUUUUUGUUUCAGUGCAGCAGUGAUGCAGCGGCUGUUUUGUCAAUCCCAGUGAUUUGUGCCAACUGAAUGUAACCGUACCUACACCCUGUGUCCGGUCUCUAGUGAUGAUGGUGUAUCUGUAGGAAAGUUUUCAAAUAAAACUGGAUGUUAACAACA